Scatophagus argus is the source of this 2742-nucleotide messenger RNA. RefSeq names its product matrix remodeling-associated protein 8-like. The transcript has 10 exons. The coding region runs from base 355 to 1632 and encodes 425 amino acids. The record is from RefSeq and is a predicted model, not a curated record. Gene Ontology annotation, cellular component: cell surface; membrane. NCBI's taxonomy places the organism in Eukaryota, Metazoa, Chordata, Actinopteri, Scatophagidae. Gene Ontology annotation, biological process: cell adhesion; establishment of glial blood-brain barrier.
UCUUGGGUUUUGAAUCUUUCUCGAGGCCGGGAUUAUCCUUUGGUUUAUAUCUGGUGGGUUGUUUCUUUGGUUGAUAUCGUUUUCUAGAAAGCCUUUUCAACAUUUAUUAUACUCUUACUCCACAUGUUUUCGAGAGGACUGCAGCUCUAAAGCAGAGAGGUAUUGGAUUUCAUCGGCGGUGGAAGGCGGAGCGUGUGGAGGCUCCAGCCUGCAGGACUACAACAAAAUACAGCUGCGCUCCAACCCGCCGCCGCCGCUGCAGAUCGCUGAACUCGAAGCGUCCUUUGUUUUAUCCAUUAAUGCGCACUCCACCUCUGGUCAGGCUUUAACCUCCGCUGCCGGCACUGUGAAAAGAUGCUCCUCGACAUGACUCUCCUUCAGAUUCUUGCCGUGCUCUUCCUUCCUGGAGCAUGGAGUCAGAGCAGCAGCACCAGGCUUGGCGUGGUGGUUGAGGCCAAGAACAUCACCCUCCCUGAAGGAUCUAAGGCCGUCCUGCCCUGCCACAGCCCCCGCAUGGUGUGGACCCGUGACAGACUGAAGGACCGUCAAAGGGUGGUGCACUGGGACGUGGUCCGUAGCAGCCCUGAGUAUUCAGUGGAGCGAGUCCUGGACAUGUCCCCUGGUGCCCGCCAGAGGGUCUACAAUAGCCUCAACAAGGGUCGCAUUUCCAUCCCAGACUCUGCGUUCAAUGAUGGCAACUUCUCCCUUAUCAUCAACAAUGUGGUUGCAACGGACAAGGGAGUUUAUACGUGUAAUCUGCACCAUCACUACUGCCAGAUUCACCAGUCAAUUCAAAUCCAACUCAAUGUCACCAAGUCAGUUCGAAAAGAGAAACGUUACUGGGAUGGAGAGAAGACCGUGUUCGUGGUCUUGCUGGGCAGCUCAGUGGCGUUGCCUUGUGUGAACCGGCGGCCCCUGUGGAGAGAGGGCCUCCAGGAGGACCAGCAGCAGGUGGCUCACUGGGACUUCCAGGCCCCUGGAGUGCGCCCUGAUAGGGCUGACCGUCUUGUGGACCUCUAUGCCUCCGGAGAGCGCAGGGAUUAUGGACCACUUUUUGCCCGGAACAAGAUGAACGUGGCGGAGGAUGCUUUUACUUUGGGGGAUUUCUCACUGACCAUUUCUGACUUGAGGCCUGUAGAUAAAGGCCUGUACUCCUGCCACCUGCAUCACCAUUACUGUGGUCUGCAGGAGAGGCGCAUCUUCAGACUCACUGUGGGACCUCCACUUCCGUCCGCCACCACUACAGCACCCAGAAUUUUCCAGAAUGACGUGCCAGAGCCAAGGACUGAAGAGGUGGAGAGCCCACGUGUGGUGAACGUCAUCCUCCCUGAGCAUCGAGGUUAUUUCGUGCAGCAUUUGGGAUACUUCCUGGCAACUUUCUUGCUGCUGGCGUUCAUCGUCGUCGCUGUCAUUGUGCUGACGCGACGACGCAAAAAGAGAGGGCUGGAGUAUGACCUGCGCAGAUGUGAUCGAGGAAACGCGAUCAGCGGAGGUGAAAUAUCGUUAGAGUGCACGGAGAUGAAGGCCUGUAACCAAGAACCUCUGAAUUCAGACUACAAAAACAACCUACUGAAAGAGAGAGGUAUGGCCAAAGACUGCAAUGUGGACUUUGAUGGGAAGCUGUGGAAGUGAGUGCGAUAUUUCUGAGAUGCUGCUGGCAGGUCCAGGGCAAACACCGGAAGAGUAAAGGACCAUGAGGAGGAGGGGACGGGCGGGCGGGCGGGUGGACGGACAGGCGGGGGGUGGAGGAGGAAACCCAGGAGAGGACAGGAGGAAUACUCCCUCUGCUGUAACUCUAGCAUACUAAAGCUUUUUCCACUGAAAGCCACCAUAAUUUUUUCCGUGUUGUUUUUGAUAUAACUUGCAUUUUCACCAGCUGUUACAACAAUAUGAUUAGACAUUUAUUUGAUCCUUACUCUUCAUGUUUGAGUUGAAUAUUAGGCGUUUUUUAAAUCACUUUUUUUUAUAUAUAUAAAAAUGCAUGCUGUUGUUUAAAGGAUGUUUUAUGUAUGCAAACAAAGCUGCAAGCUCUCAGCUAAUUUUCUUUUUUUUAUCAUUAUUUGCACAAAUUCUGCUGUACUGUCAUGUGUCAAAAUACUUCAUCCUCAUCAACAUCAUAUUUCAGUGGUAAAUUUACUGUAUGCAGACAGUUUCAGACAGUGUUUGGAAACAAGUGCCACACUUUUCUAGCUACAGUCAAUGAGACAUUUUAAACAGAUCAUAGCACUUUUCUACAAAACUCAGCUGUUGUGACAAAAUGACAGAAAUCAGGUUUAAAUUCCUCUCUGGAUAAUGUUUUUUUUUUCUCCCCAAUGGAUGUAUGCAGUAGCCUCUGCUCAUUGAUCACUUAUCAGGUGAAAGACAAUGAAAGUGCAGAACCAUGGACAAAAGGCUCAGUCUGCCAAAACUCAGGAAAACAAACUUUUAGCCAUUAAUUUGGUUUUGAUUUAAUGGGCUGUGCAGCACUUGUUUUGUUUAAGGCGCGUACAGUGUACCCUAGUUUAUAAAACACUGAAUUUUCAUCGCUAAAUCUGCUGAUCAAUGACAUGUCAUAAAACUGUGUGGCUAUAGCUCUGUGAGGACUUACUGGAGUGUCUACUGUCCCAGUAAUACCAAAUCACAAACUGUAACCCUGACCCUUUCUUUUUUCUCUCUCUCUCUUUGUCUGUUGCUCUCUUACGCACACCCUGAUGUUGGUCUCUUCUAAGAAAAGAUUUUUGCUAUUAAAGAUUCGCAACAGUG